AUGUCCGAGACAGCGCGAACGGUGGCCCCAACGACUACGCUAGCGCACCCACUAGGCGAGGUCAUCCAUAUCCGCAUCAAUCUCCAAGGAUGCAAGGGUCCAUUCCCGAUGGGAUGCUCGUCCCAAGAUCCUUGCAACUCCUAUCGUAUACGCUUUGACUGGCUCUCGAUCUUCCGAGGCGAUCGCAUCUAUUCGUCGCCUCAACGCGAAGGCGAGAAGACCUUUCAGGGAACUGUGUACUGGAACGAUACGCUCUAUAUCGAAGACUGUUAUGAGCAUAGCUACAUAGCUAUCCACCUCAUCCACGACGAUAAGAUUGUGGGAUGGUACGAUCUCGGCGGGGAACUCAAUCCCGGCGCGUGUAUGACCACCACCGAGCUUCUCAAGGCGGAUAAAGUGUCGCUAUGGCCGUACCAGGACAAGCUACAAUCAGGUGUUUCAUACACGCUGUAUCUCACUGCUACCAGAGUUGCUGUGGACGACGCAGUGACAUUAUAUCACUCUCCGAGACGCGCCCUCAAUGCAAGCAAUGCGAGUCCCGCGUUGGCUGCAGGUCCGUGGACCGACAUCCUUCGUCGAUUGACGGCCUUCGUUGACACCGUGGGGAAGUUGAAGGUCAAGACCGUAAGCGGGCUUUGGGCGCAGAUGGACGCGUAUACGAUGUUCAAGACGAUUGCUUCACUAGACAGGCGCAAUCUUGAUCCUAACAUUGACAACGCCGUCACGACUAUGGUCAGAGCUAUGAGUGCCAUUGAACACGGGGUGGGCGCACGCGGGGAGUACUGUGAUAGGGGAGUUCUCGUGGAAACCGUGGUUCAGGUGCAUUGGGUGCUUGUCAAUGCCAUGGAUGUCGCGUUGCAAGAGAGAACCUAUGAUCCUCGACACGGGCAGGAGCUGUCAAGACUCACGAUCCUCAUCGCGACUCCCGGACCAGGCAUUGGAGCCAGAAGUACUUCGGCAGAUUCAAUUCUUCGAGGGAUCUCGGGUUAUAAAGCGAGGGACGCGCUCCUCUUCGCGUUGGAGGCUAUCGCGGAGGCAUCUGAUGCGUUUCCCCCGUUGAAGAGUGCAGCCAACGGAUUGCGCUUCCUGACCACGUACGCAGAUAUGGCUUCUAGCAAUGAGAAGCGUGUUCGCGACAUCUAUCAGCGCGUGGACGGGUUAGCAGCUGCUCUUAGACGGGGCUCGACCAGAGACGGCCCGGUAAUUCACGAACAUAGCGAUGCUAUUGAGGACCUGUCACGAGACAUCGCGGCGCUCAAUAAGGACCUCGAAUCCAUUGUGCGCGAGAGAAAGAAUCGCUUCAAGCGGUACUUCAGCGCGAAGCGGCAUCGCGAAGAGCUGCAGAACGUGAUGAUGCAGCUCGAGACAGCAAGAGCCAACUAUACAAUGGCAGUGGCAACGGUAACCGCGAUGACGACCGCACGCGUUCUUGCGCACGUCCAGACUUUGACGCUCGUUAUGGGAGUAAGCCCGUUGCCGAACCUCGAUAUGACCCGCACAGACGCUGUGACUUUCCCUUCAGGGAGGAGUCGGAUAGAAGAGGUCCGAGCGGGAGAUGCAAGCAUGGCGGAUGUGACAUGA
This is a messenger RNA of Peniophora sp. CBMAI 1063, 1581 nucleotides long. NCBI's taxonomy places the organism in Eukaryota, Fungi, Basidiomycota, Agaricomycetes, Russulales, Peniophoraceae. The record is from the annotation of a GenBank genome assembly.